CCCAAAACCCUCCAUCACAUCUAACCAAACCCUCUCAAGUUCUCCCACCAUAUUUUUUAGAUUGAAUAUGGAUAGCUUGAUCAAACAAACAAGGAGGAGGCAUCAAACUUCCCGGGGGGAAACUGGUGAGGUUGGUAGCUCCACUAGAGAGAAGAAAGUGCCAGCAAGGAGGUCUGUUUCAUUCAAAGAAGAUAAGAAGAAGUCUUCAAGCUGGUUACAAAAGCAGUUCAUGAGGCAAAUGAGCGACCAGGGCUAUGACCCGAUCAGCGAGAUGGACCACGCAGCUGCAGUUGCAGCCACUGCUUAUGCCAUAACCACUUUUGAAGAAACUUGGCUAGAGAGUUAUCAUAGUGGCCUCGAAAAUGGAACUUCCUUGUCAAGGAGCAAGAGUAGAAGAGAAGCAUCGCCUUUUGAAGAACCGAGAAGCUUAUCAAGAAGAUUCUCAGGACAACUUUCACUUAAGGAACUAGAGUUAAAUGGAGAUCACACCAGACGAAGUGGAGAGUCAAGGGAGAAACAUGGAAGACAAAGGAAACCAGUUUCUGAACCGCCAAAACAACCACCGGCCAGGACACGAUCAGAACGUCGUGCUCCACCACCACCUCCUCCUCUUCUAUCGCCUUCACCUCUCCGGCUUCCGUCUAGGGAAAGCAAAAGGCAGAGUUCAAGCCAAACUAGUCGAAAAGAUGAUUCUACAGCUGAUGCUUGGGAAAAAGCUGAACUAGCCAAGAUCAAAGCAAGGUACGAGAAGUUAAACAGAAAGAUUGAUCUGUGGGAAGGUAAGAAGAGGGACAAAGCUAGAAGGAAGCUGGACAAAUCUGAGCAGAGCGAACAAGAACAGAAGAGGAAGAGAGGUUUGCAGAGGUUUAGAGAAGACAUGGAAUACAUCGAACAGAUUGCUGCCGGGGCUAGAGCUCAGGCAGAGAAACAAAGAGAGAACGAAGAGCUUCAGGUGAAGGAGAAAGCAGGAAUUGUCCGUAGCACCGGUAAAAUUCCUGGAAAAACAUGUUUCUGUUUCUGAGACCAAAACAGAGCAUCUCAGUUGAUGACUUUGUGAAUUAAUAUUUUAAAAAUUGAUGACUUUGUAAAUUUGUUUGUGUGAGAGAGAAAUUCUUUUCAAACUGAUGACUCUGUAAAUAAAUAUUUUAUUUCUGACUAUAAAUUUUUAGAAAUUUUA
Messenger RNA from Raphanus sativus (radish), 1177 nucleotides. Its product is annotated as remorin. Bases 68 to 1021 code for a protein of 317 amino acids. Lineage: Eukaryota; Viridiplantae; Streptophyta; Magnoliopsida; Brassicales; Brassicaceae. The record is from RefSeq and is a predicted model, not a curated record. The transcript is spliced from 7 exons.